Messenger RNA from Phycodurus eques (leafy seadragon), 2511 nucleotides. It is a transcript of the gene vash1, whose product is annotated as vasohibin 1. Gene Ontology annotation, cellular component: cytoplasm. NCBI's taxonomy places the organism in Eukaryota, Metazoa, Chordata, Actinopteri, Syngnathiformes, Syngnathidae. The transcript has 7 exons. Gene Ontology annotation, biological process: regulation of angiogenesis. Bases 570 to 1670 code for a protein of 366 amino acids. The record is from RefSeq and is a predicted model, not a curated record.
GGAGUGUCGACCGUAGCACCUUAUCGGAUGGGAAGCAUCACACUUCGAUUUUGGAUUAAACGGGCAACAUCUUUAAAUAAUAAUCCGUGGACGGAAAUACAUAUUAUAGUAAGGAACGCAAAUGAAGUGAACGACUGACGUGAGAAUGGGAUUGUCGGACGAGCAGGUCAUUUGUUGGCUAUCUUUUGUUUGAAUGACAUCCGACUGGACUGGGAAUUAGUCGUUCCUUAAACAGACUUUUGUCUGAUUGCCAAAUCCUCUUACAUUAAGUGAUCAAGAGCGGGCUGCUUUGUGGACAUCUAGUCAUUUGAAUAGGUUAAUCAUUCAUUUAACUAGCUUUCUACAUGUGCUCCUUUUCACCUCCAUGUAGGUGACCAUUGAAUGGAAAAUAUAUUUUUCUCAUUGUUGUGGACCCAUUGUAAAGUCAAACACAUUUAGUGUGAGAAAUAACUGGUGCACUUUAUUCUGCUGCUACUGUAGCUCACCUCAUUAUGAAUCAUAAUACCUCUAAACCCACUGGAGAUAAUUAGUUCCAUAAGCUGGAGGAUGUAACAGGGUGGCCCUCUCUAAUGGAAACUUCUUCAAACCUGCAAGCAGAGCCACCAGUGAACAGCCCAAAGUAUCAGCGUGUACAUCUCCCGUGCCAGGAUUCUGUCAGUGAGAUGCUGAGGGGAACGAUGGGCUCAGUGGAGGAGCGGGAUGAGGAGCAGGAGGAUGAAGGGGAUGAAGAGUUGAGGGACGGCGGGGUGCCUUUCUAUGUCAACCGAAGUGGCCUCCCCAUGGACGAGGACACCUGGGAGAGGAUGUGGCGCCAUGUGGCUCGGAUCCAUCCAGACGGGGAUGGCUUGGGGAAGGGCAUCCGUGGUGUCAUUGACCUGCCCAAGAUUCCAAUACCAAGUGUGCCUUCAUACCAGCCUACCACCGCAAUCCCACUGCGCCUGGAAGCCAUACAGAAAUACAUCAGGGAGUUACAGUACAAUCACACCGGAACACAGUUUUUUGAAAUAAAGAAAAGCCGGCCUCUUACUGCGUUGAUGGACAUCGCCAAGGAGAUGACGCGUGAAGCCCUGCCAAUCAAAUGCCUGGAAGCGGUGAUCCUGGGAAUUUACCUCACCAAUAGCAUGCCGGCCGUGGAGCGCUUCCCCCUCAGCUUCAAGUCUCAAUUCUCAGGGAAUUACUUCCACCACAUUGUGCUGGGAGUCCACAGCGGCGGACGCUUUGGCGCGCUGGGCAUGAGUCGGCGGGAGGAGCUCAUGUUCAAGCCUCUGGAGCACCGCACUCUGAUGGAUUUGGUGCAGGAUUUCGGAGGUGCCUACAGGGGCUACUGGCACACCCUGCAAAAGAUCAAGAUCGGCCAGUACGUGUCGCACGACCCUCACAGCGUGGAGCAGAUCGAGUGGAAGCACUCCGUCCUGGAUGUAGAUGGCCUGAGCAAGGACGAGCUGCGGAAAGAGCUGGAGAGGCACACUCGAGACAUGAGGCUCAAGAUAGGAAAGCCUGCACCUCCUUCUCCCACCAAAGACAGAAGAAAUAGCAUGGGCUCACCGCUCAAAGGACCAGGAAGCCCCAUUCGCAGGGUCAGCCGUGUUGAGAGACGUCCAUCUGGAGAGAAGAAGGCUUUGGAACAAAAAGCAUCUGGUGACAUGAACGUGUAUCAGAUUCGAGUGUGAAGAAUCCUUUUUUUAAGUUUCUCUGACAAGGCUGCUGAUGAGGCUUCAUUCAACGUCCACAUUGCCCUGUUCUCGGGAUGCAACAUUGAAUAGGAAACCAUCCUUCUCAUACACAUCCAAACAAAAGCCUCAUUCACUGUCACGUUGUCAGUUUUUUAAUUAUUUCUUGCGUGCAUAACUGGUGCUGUUGUGUGUAAACAUUUUUAUUAAAUUUAGGUAUACUGUUGGUUACACUAGACAAAUAUAAGUAAAUCAGUAAAUGUGCUACUUGACAUAUCAUAUCAAUGUGUGUCGUACUGUAAGUGUGCUGGUAUGUGUCCAUUUACAACCCCAAUUCCAAUGAAGUUGGGACGUUGUGUUAAACAAAUAAAAACAGAAUACAAUAAUUUGCAAAUUAUAAUCAAGCUCGGUGGACGACUGGUUAGAGCGUCAGCCUCACAGUUCUGAGGACCCGGGUUCAAUCCCCGGCCCCGCCUGUGUGGAGUUUGCAUGUUCUCCCCGUGCCUGCGUGGGUUUUCUCCGGGCACUCCGGUUUCCUCCCACAUCCCAAAAACAUGCAUUAAUUGGAGACUCUAAAUUGCCCGUAGGCAUGACUGUGAGUGCGAAUGGUUGUUUGUUUCUAUGUGCCCUGCGAUUGGCUGGCAACCUGUUCAGGAUGUACCCCGCCUCCUGCCCGAUGACAGCUGGGAUAGGCUCCAGCAUGGCCGCGACCCUAGUGAGGAGAAGCGGCUCAGAAAAUGAAUGGAUGGAUGUUCAAGCUAUAUUUAAUUUGAUACACUACAAAGCCAAGAUAUUUAAUGUUCAAACUGAUAAACUUUAUUGUUUUUCGCAAAUAAUCAUU